Messenger RNA from Larimichthys crocea (large yellow croaker), 5995 nucleotides. RefSeq names its product thyroid hormone receptor beta (gene thrb). The transcript is spliced from 12 exons. Lineage: Eukaryota; Metazoa; Chordata; Actinopteri; Sciaenidae. Gene Ontology annotation, molecular function: zinc ion binding; RNA polymerase II cis-regulatory region sequence-specific DNA binding; nuclear receptor activity. Gene Ontology annotation, biological process: retinoic acid receptor signaling pathway; cell differentiation; negative regulation of transcription by RNA polymerase II. Bases 822 to 2069 code for a protein of 415 amino acids. The record is from RefSeq and is a predicted model, not a curated record. Gene Ontology annotation, cellular component: RNA polymerase II transcription regulator complex.
GUACCCGGCCUACUGUAAAGACAGCCAACCGCCAUCGAAAAAAAAAGAAAAAAAAAAAAAAACUUGGGAGUUUGUAAUAAGGGCGAGGCUUAUUUUGUUCGGUUCCUGCCCGUGAGUCGGCUCUCUGAUUCCCCGUAGCGAUCAGUCGGAGCGCUACAAUUGUCAGUUUCGUUACUGUUCCGCUUUUUUCUUUUUUUUUUCUCCUUUUCUUUUCUUUUUUUUUUAUUGUUGUAAGGUUUUCUUUACAGGGCUCCAUGUUGAAGUUGAGUUGUUGUUGAGUCUCGGCGCGGACGCACUGUUUUUUUUUUUUUAGUCCAUACUACACUCACACUGCACAUUACAGAAGACGCACACACAUAUGCAUGCAUACACACACUCACACACACACACUCACUCACACACACGCGCGCGUAGCUCUCGCCUGGUUUGCACUAGCGCGGGUCAUUUCAGGUUAAACCCUGGCGCUGUGUCCCGUUCAGUUUAGCCGACGGAGAUCGACACUGGUUCCAGUUGAGGAGAAGGAAUGCACAAGCAAAAGGACUCCAAAUAAUAUUUGGAUACGAGCUUCGUCUUGCAUAUGCGUCUGUAGUACAUGAGUGCGUGUGUGUGUGUUCCCAUGGAUGUCUGUUCAUGUUAAAAUCAAUUGAAGAGCAAAGAAAGAAGAAUCCUGCAAAACACUGAAUUCAGAGUGUUUCUUUCGGGGAGCUCAGCAGCUCCUCAGCGCAGCCUGGAGUCAGACUUCACCACUUCCUCUGCUAGGUAGGUACCCAGAUGUCUGAGGAGGCUCUGAGGAUGACGUCUUGGCCUUGAACCCCACCAGUAUGUCAGAGCCAGCAGAAAAAUGCUCCCCCCGCUGGAAAGAUGAGGCCAUUCAAAAUGGGUACAUUCCAAGUUACCUGGACAAGGAUGAGCUAUGUGUAGUGUGCGGGGACAAAGCCACAGGCUAUCACUAUCGUUGCAUUACCUGCGAAGGUUGCAAGGGUUUCUUCAGGCGGACAAUCCAGAAGAAUCUCAACCCAACCUACGCUUGUAAGUACGAGGGGAAAUGCGUCAUCGACAAAGUGACCAGAAAUCAGUGCCAGGAAUGCCGCUUCAAGAAGUGCAUUGCGGUGGGAAUGGCAACCGACUUGGUGUUGGACAACAGCAAGAGGCUGGCCAAGCGUAAACUAAUCGAGGAGAACCGGGAGCGCCGUCGGAGGGAGGAACUCCAAAAGACAGUGUGGGACCGACUGGAGCCCACCCAGGAGGAGUGGGACCUCAUCCGUAUGGUGACUGAGGCCCAUAUGGCCACGAACGCCCAGGGCAACCACUGGAAGCAGAAGCGGAAAUUCCUGGUCGAGGAAGCUAUGCUUCUUAAUGAAAUAACAUGUAAUUUAUUCUAUACUUCUGACCAGAGUGCAGCGGGGGUGAAGGAAGCUAAGCCUGAGGAUAUUGGUCAAGCGUCCAUGGUCAAUGCACCUGAAGGAAACAAAGUGGAUAUAGAAGCCUUCAGUCAGUUUACAAAAAUUAUCACCCCUGCCAUAACCCGAGUGGUGGACUUUGCCAAAAAACUGCCUAUGUUUUGUGAGCUGCCUUGUGAAGACCAGAUCAUCCUGUUGAAAGGUUGCUGCAUGGAGAUCAUGUCACUGCGAGCUGCUGUCCGCUAUGAUCCAGAGAGUCAGACCCUCACGCUGAACGGCGAGAUGGCAGUCACACGAGGUCAGCUUAAGAACGGAGGCUUGGGCGUAGUCUCGGACGCCAUCUUCGACCUCGGCGUUUCGCUGUCCUCCUUUAACCUGGAUGACUCUGAGGUGGCUCUUCUGCAGGCUGUCAUCCUGCUUUCAUCCGAUCGGUCGGGCCUGAGUAGCGUGGAGCAAAUCGAGCGCUGCCAAGAGGAGUUCCUGCUGGCCUUUGAACAUUACAUCAACUACCGCAAACACAAAUUGGCGCAUUUCUGGCCCAAGCUGCUAAUGAAGGUGACGGACCUGCGGAUGAUCGGCGCCUGCCACGCCAGCCGAUUCCUUCACAUGAAAGUAGAGUGUCCCACCGAGCUAUUCCCUCCUCUCUUCCUGGAGGUCUUCGAGGACUGACCAAUGGAUUUUAAUGUAUGUGUGUGUGCGCGUGCAUGUAUGUGUGUAUGUGUGUGUAUGUAUGUUUAUGUGCGCAUACGUCAGCGCUUGGAAACCCUGGUGGUCUCAGGGGUGGAACCAGCAGAAGGCCCGUCACAAUGAACUUUUUAUUAGCACUACUGAGUGUCACUUCAUUCCAUAGUUUAGGAGUAGCUCUCUGGUCUAGUUUUGGAUGGAACCAUUCCUUACAGUGCGGGUACAUGUGAAUAGCAUUUUGUUCUUUUUUUUUUUUUUUUUUUUUUUGUUUCGUUCGUUGUUUUAUUGUUGUGGAUAUAACCUCUCACCUCGGAUUUUACUAUAGAUUUUUUUUUUUUUCUUGUGUGUUGAUGAUUGUACAGUUGGCAUAUUGGUGAUUUUAUCAACACUUGUUCAUUCAUUAGAAAACCAUGCAAAUGUUGUAUUUUCCUUCCUUUUAUGUUAUGAAAAACUCAAAAUGGCUGCUCACCUGAUACACGAAACAAGACGUUAGUGAUCCGUUAGCCCCCCCACCCCACCUGUUCGACUUUAUUGAAUCCACUUGUUGGUUGAUACGUAGAUUAUUUAGUCAGUCAUUCAAUCUGGUGAGUGUUCAGUGCCUCACCAUCAUACUGUGACCUGACCCAUUAACAGCAACACACACUCUAAUGGACAACAGCUCACAGGCCUUUUGUAAGUGUCCGGGGAGCCAAACAUUGCGUCGUUUUGAGAAACCUGGGCAGAUUUUGCGACACCAACUCUUCUGAAAAGCCUUUUUUUUUGUUUUUUUGACAUCACAUCUACACGGCAGCGAACACUGUUAACACUACACGACUUUAAACUUGUUUGUAAUCCUCAGCACUCACAGGAUAAUUUUGUCAGAGCGUAAUUCUGCCCGAUACGGACUUCCACACUGACAGUCGCUAAUGUUCUGGACUAGGAAAAGAUUGCUAAAUAUCAUGGACUUAUAUGUUGCACUAUGACAGCAUAUUAGGGACAUUGUAGGAGAAACAAACACACUUCAACAUCAUAAAAUGCAAAGGGGGGAAAUAUUUUCCAUGCAUUUCCUUCCUCUAAUCCGGGGUUGGGUCGCGGUGGCAGGAGGUUUAGCAGGCGUUCCGGACGUCCCUCUACUCAGCAACACAUUACAGCUCUUCCUAGGGGAUCCCGAGGCCUUCCCAGACAGGAUGAACUAUAUAUGAAUACAUCCAAGUAAAUGUAAGCAGUGUUUAUCUGACACCUAAAAUAUGCAAGACCAAUCAGUACACACGAAAUAUGUAUUUCUUCAGGCAUAAAUCAGGUAAUUUCAUCACAACUUCUUUUUCAAAGGAUAUCAGGUUCUGAAAUGAUCAGUUCCACAUAAACAAUUUACAUGUGGACCAAGACACUAUAAAUUCAACUAGACUGACCGAGAUGUGUCACAUAAAAAUAAAUAAAAAAAAUAAAAUAAGCAUAUGAAAAAUCAGGCAAAGCAAUUUUUUGUUUUCAGAGGACUACUUUGUGGAUAUUAACUACGCUGAAUUGAGGAGUGGGUGUGUCUAGGAAGUGUUAAUGUUUGACAGUCAAAGAGAUAAAGGCUGCACGGCUAUGAUACACAUAUGUGUAUUACUUUUCACCAAAGCAUUUUUGGUUGCUCGUCGCUCGAACCAGCCUUUAAACAACAAAUAACGAUAAGUCAAAUAGUUGAGCAGAAAAAUGUUUUCUACUUUUCAUGUGUGAUAGUCAAUUGAAAAUCUUUGAAUUGUGGAGGACAAAUUUAGCAGUUAUUAUUAACCGAUUAAUCAAGAAAAUAAUCAGAAACCAAUAAAACUAAUUGCAUUUAGCUUCUUCAGUGACCCUAAUACGCCGACAUGUCGUAGGUGCAUUUAGAAAAAAACACAAACUUACUUGUGUCCACGUUUAUUGCCUUUUUUUAAAAAAAAUUUAAACUGAACCAUGUAAACACACAAAGGUUGUUGCGCCGACCGACCACGCUGGUGUCUCAGACUUUUAACAUUGGAAGGAAACGCAGCAGUAGCAUUUAAAAAAGAAAAAAAAAAGAGCUCGUCCAUCAUUGCCACACAGACUGGUCAGGACUAACUAAAGCACAUAAUGACACUGAUGUCAGGAAAAGACAAUCAUAAUAGUACUUGUUUUUGUGUAACGAUGCCACAUGCUGUGCCAAAACCAAGUGAAUGAUGCCCUCCUCCUAUUGAAUCCCUGCUGGGCUUUCAUAGCGAUACCAAGACUUGACUGGUUGUGCUAAGUUAGUGCAUGCCUGCUCGCGCGCAGUCAUCCCUCCAACUCGUGUGUUAGUCCAGCUUCUACAAUACAACCAUUAUUGAGUUUUAAAUGUUUCAUCUCAGACAUGUUGCCGCACUAGUCCCAAAUACAAUUAUUUCAAGCAUUUUGUUUUUAUUUUGUUUUUUUAUUUUUAUUACAACUCCCUGAAAACGGGAGGCUGUAUGUUUAAAACAGUGACGUCAUGGUGCUACGGUGGGUUGAUGAAAUGGCAGAUUGAACUGUAUUGUUAUGUACAUGCAGAAAUGAACGUUAUGUUUGUAUAACAGCCCACCACCCUCUUAAUGAUGGCAUGCAUAUACACUAACACACAAACAUGCACAUAUACAGUACAUACAGUAUACCUGUAUACCUGUACACAUACUGUACACAUGCACAUAUACACAUAUAUGCAUGUGCCUGGAUAAGAUAUGGGUCAGACCCCACCACUGUGACCAACCGGUGGGAUUUGGAGGCCAAGUGAACACUGGCAGGCCCGAAAAACAGUAUGAUUCAUCAUCAGCGAGGUACACUGAGAAAGCUGGUGAGAUUGUGAAAACGUAGAGCUUUUUCCUUUCUUUUAUUUUAGCCGGUAUGUUCAUUUUUUUUUUUGUUUUUGUUUUUUUUGUUGUUGUUCUUAAAGAAAAAAAAAACCUCUCUAUGGUAUUGUCGUUUGCAAUGUGACAAACAUUUGCUUUGUAUAUCUCGCUUUUUUCAAGCUUCACACUACUCCUCAAAGCAGCUUGUGUUUUUUUUUUUUUUUUCCUCUUUUCUGUGAAGUGAUGCCUCUUUUAUCAAAGCAAUAGACUUGCUGCAGUGUUUGAAUGACCCGGACCUCACACACACACACCUCACAAACUGUACAGACUCAAAAAUAAAUGCACAGACAAUCAGAGGGAGAGAAUAGGCGAUGGGAUAAAAAUAAAUAAAUAGGCACCCAGGCUCAGCCGGCCCGGCUGACAAUUCAGGUCAGGCCGUGCUGAGCCAGAGCCAUAUGAAAAAGUAACAUUGGCCAUGUUUACAUGCACAAGGUUUGUCCGUAGUCCUCUUGAGGUUAUCAUCAUUUUAAGUUUUAAGUUAACUUCUUUUGCAGGAGCCUUUUGAUAACCUGUGACUGAGCCUGCCUGGUGCCAUUAAUAAACCAGUUAACAGAGUAGUCGUGGUGAUCGAAAACAGUAGGAAUCAAAAUGUUGUCCCAUUAGCUAGUACUCACUUCUGCUUGAUGGUUAAAUUGACCCGAAAUAAUGUGUGAAUGUCAGCUUCCACAGGCAGCAACAAGAUGAACAAAGGUGAAAGAGAUGUGAAAUAAAUUUGGUCGGUUAUCACAACAAAGGGGCUGGUUGUACAAAUGGACUUGCCCAGAGUUAACUCGCUCUUAAAUUCUGCUUUUAGACUUGUCUGAUAGUCCCAGGAACUAAACUCAGGAACUAAAUGAGGACCUUUGGUGCAUUUGUGUUUGUGUUUCCAUUGCAUCUGAAGAACCGUGAAGAUCAGACCAGCAGAUUACAGCAAAUUAGACCUGAAAAGCAUAUUAAAAAGUACAAUGAGAUGACAACACCAUCCAUCUGGUUGUCGUUUGUAAUUUACUGCUGUGCUGUAUGACUGAUGUUCUAUGUUAGUAGUACUGGACCACAUUGAACGCUCGCUCCCUCUCUUACCUCUUUUUUAAAUUU